Molecule: messenger RNA, 474 nt
Organism: Ambispora leptoticha
Lineage: Eukaryota; Fungi; Glomeromycota; Glomeromycetes; Archaeosporales; Ambisporaceae
Source: the annotation of a GenBank genome assembly
AUGAGUAAUUUAGAAGAUAAAGAACUCGAAGACCUUGAUUUCUAUGACCUUCUUGGAGUCGAUUACAACAGCACCCUUGAAGACAUUGAAAAGGCUUAUCGUAAGAAAGCACGAAAAUAUCAUCCCGACAAGAACAGAGAAAAUCCUGAAGCAGCAACAAAGAUAUUUCAUCAGGUUUCCAAGGCGUUCGAGUUUCUUUCUGACCCAACUAAAAAGUUAGAAUAUGAUAAUGCACGAAAAGCGCGCGUUGCCGCUAAGAAACGAUACGAGGCAUUAGAUGCAAAACGUAAAGUUAUGAAAGAAGAUUUGGAGGAAAAUGAGAGAGCAGCAAGAUUAAAGAAACAACAAAAGACGUAUUCUGAAGAACCAGAACAAAUCAAGGUGGAACGAUUACGAGCAGAAACAGCACAGCGUCGGCAACAACUCGCUGAGAAGUUAAAGAGGCGCGCUGCCGAAUUCAAGGCUUCUAAAUAA